Messenger RNA from Triticum turgidum subsp. durum (durum wheat), 669 nucleotides. The record is from the annotation of a GenBank genome assembly. Lineage: Eukaryota; Viridiplantae; Streptophyta; Magnoliopsida; Poales; Poaceae.
AUGAGCGUGUCCCCAACCGAGAUGACGGAUAGUGAGAAACUUGCGGCCCUGGAGAAGGCAUUGCUCGACGAGAGCGCGGGUCCAAUCGAUCUACCUAUCUCUCUGCUCAAGACCAUCACAGGAAAUUUCUCUAAAGCCCGCGAAAUCGGCCAGGGCUCCUAUGGAGUGGUCUACAAGGGAGAGCUUCCAAGUGGUGGUACCAUUGCCGUGAAGAAGCUCUUCCCAAUCGCCGGUAUGGAGGACAAGCAUUUCAAGAGCGAGGUCGAGGUUGCCUGUCUUGUCGGGGUCAAGCAAAAGCAUACGGUGCGAUUGCUCGGAUACUGCUCGGAGAUGCAACAAGUAAUGAUAUCGUACCACGACGAGUUUCUCUGGGCAAACCUGCAGCAGAGGCUGCUCUGCUUCGAGUACCUGCCCAAAGGGUGCCUUGCUGACUAUCUCUCCGAUGCAUCUUGUGGACUUCCAUGGACCACACGUUAUCAGAUAAUCAAGGGGGUCUGUGAGGGCUUACAUUAUCUUCACCAGCGGCGUAUUAUUCACAUGGACCUCAAACCUCGGAAUGUCCUAUUGGAUGAUAACAUGACGCCCAGAAUUGCCGAUUUUAGUCUAUCAUGCCGCUUAAGUGAAAACCAGAGUUGGGCUAUUAGUGAAGACAUGGUUGGGACGAUGUAG